Messenger RNA from Drosophila rhopaloa, 537 nucleotides. Its product is annotated as serine/arginine-rich splicing factor RS2Z32-like. The record is from RefSeq and is a predicted model, not a curated record. The coding region runs from base 1 to 537 and encodes 178 amino acids. NCBI's taxonomy places the organism in Eukaryota, Metazoa, Arthropoda, Insecta, Diptera, Drosophilidae. The transcript is spliced from 2 exons. Gene Ontology annotation, molecular function: zinc ion binding; nucleic acid binding.
AUGGAUGUGAUGACUGUGGACCAGUUAAGGGAAGAGUGCUGCGAGGUGGAGCGCAAUUUUGGACGACGAGGACGCGCGGCCUAUGCGCACCCGAUGCGUUAUCAUCCGGCGGAGAAGGCCAGGGUUUGCGAGGCAGCUGGUCCCGACACUGCAGAGGAUUCCCAGUGGCAGGUGGAGGCGUUACAAGCCAAGACCCGAAAUCCGUUCCGAGCGGGCUGCUGGAAUUGCGGAGCCGUAGACCACGGGUUCCGUGACUGCACGGCAACAGAGCGGCGCCUGUUCUGCUACCGAUGCGGAAGGCCAGACACCGUGUCUCCGAAAUGUCCGGAUUGCGCGGAAAACGGUCGGCUGGGCGAUCCGAGGGCGGGAGGGAUGCGCCCAGACAAGAGUCCCGCGAAGAAGUACUUGGAGGCCAGGAAUCGGAUCUUCUCCAACCAUCAAUUGAGCGGGAUGAGAUUGGUGUCUCGGAAAGUCCAGAAGGCCAGGGAUCGAUUCCGGAAGAGACGAGCGAGGAGGCUGAAGUGGUUGCCGCUGUGA